Volvox carteri f. nagariensis is the source of this 1167-nucleotide messenger RNA. RefSeq lists its product as uncharacterized. The coding region runs from base 1 to 1167 and encodes 388 amino acids. The transcript is spliced from 8 exons. The record is from RefSeq and is a predicted model, not a curated record. Lineage: Eukaryota; Viridiplantae; Chlorophyta; Chlorophyceae; Chlamydomonadales; Volvocaceae.
AUGACGGGGCCCCUGGGAACCCAGGCAUUUGGCGGAAGGUCCUGCGUUAUUUCGCGCAAAACUCCAAAGCUUGUCAUACCAGAGCGCAACGUGGCAAGAUCUCAGUCGCGCCAGCGGGUUGUCGUAUGCCGGGCUGUGCGAUUUCCAGCGGCGCUGCCUCUCCUGCCCUUCACGGCCAAGGAGGUACUUCCCCCCGGCAGCUGCAAAGUCCUCCGCCUGUACGACAACAGCGGCUACAUGCUGCUGCUUGAGGAGCUGCUCAGCUCACCGCACCAGAUGCUCGUACAUUCAUCAGUGGAACCAACGAACUCGACCUCGAGCGGCGCGAGCGCCACUAGCCGCCUGGGGGCAUACGAAGCGGGCGGCUUCGUGUUUUGCCUUUCCACGAUUGUGAAGGUGAUCGACGUGAAGCAAACGGAGUCCGGAGUGCUGCUCCGUGUGCAGGCGGAGGGCCGAGUGGCGGUUAAGUCGUUGGCGCAGACUCAGCCGUACUUCCGGGCCGUGGUAGUGCCCGUCACCGAUGCGGUGGACUUGGACAGAUUGCAGGACGUACAGAACCUGGCCGCCAAGUUCAAGGCCCCGGAGACGGCCAACUUGCAGCGCGCCAUGCACUGCCGUACGGCAGAAGGCCGCGACACCACCACCGCCGGGCCGCUGGGCUCAUGUGACGACUUCCAGCCCAGCAAGAUCUUGGCUGCUCAGGUAUUCCCAGAUACGGAAACGCUGUACACGGACUCCGAAACCAUUUCCUCGGGAUCUGAUUCCGAGUAUGAUGCGCAAUACGCCGCUGCCGCGGCAACGGGGGUGGAGCUGCCGCCGCCGCUGCCGCCGCCGCCAGUGCAGCUGCCUGUUGGCUCUGCCGGCGGUGGCCUGGCGGCAGCGGCGGUGCUCGGCGGCGGCUCCGGCAGCAUUCUGGGCGGCAGCGUCAUUCGUACACGACCCAGUCUACUGGAUUUGGAACGCGCUUGCCGUCUGUCGCUGGCAGCCAUCCAGGUGCUGCCCCAGGCGACCGAAGAGGAGCGAGAGGACAUCCGAAGUCAUCAGGCGGCCGCGAUGGAGACGCAGGACGUCCUGGAACGGCUGCAGCUGGCUCAACGCGUUAUGGGUGAGGCCCGGGGACUGCUCUCCGCCAAGUGCGCCCUCAUGGCGCUGUCUGCGGCGUCGUGA